Messenger RNA from Adineta steineri, 2283 nucleotides. Lineage: Eukaryota; Metazoa; Rotifera; Eurotatoria; Adinetida; Adinetidae. The record is from the annotation of a GenBank genome assembly.
AUGAGUUUAACAUCUAAACGACAAUUACCAAAUCUUAAUAAUGAAAAAAUUCGACAAGUAAAUGCAGCAUUAAUUAAUGCAGAAAAUGAUAUACGAAAUGCUCAACAAAAUUUUAAAUCAUUUAAACAAACAAGAUUUUUAGUAGAUACAUUGAGAAAUAAUGAUAGACUAUCAACAGUACAAAAAAAUACAGAUCAUGCUAAUGGACAUUCAACAUUUACAAAUGAUCAGGGAAAAGUGAGAUAUGAUCUUACAAAAACAAUAACAAAAGCACAAUUAGAUACAAAUGAUAAAAUACUUCCAUCGAAACCUGAUUCACUUAUAGAAAAGGUUGUUCAAUCACGUUUUGAUCGUCGUUUAUUAGACAUUGAACGUGAAUUAAAACGAAAUAGAGAAGGACAACAGCAACACAAAUCAAUCGUAUAUAAUAAUAAUGAUGAUAAAACUUCAUCAUAUGAAUAUCAAUCAGGAGAAAGUCCAAUGAAAAAAAUUUUAUUAACACAACAAGUAUAAGGCAAUCAUGUUCAUCUUGAAAAUGAAUAUUUAAUUCAACAACAAAGUAAACUUUCAAAAUCAACAACAUUGAAUGAAAUGCUUUAUUUUAAAAAUGAACUUGCUAAAAAUGAACGACAACGUGAACAAUUAUCUGAUCAAGUCGAAUCAUUAAUGAAAACAUGUGAUCAGAAAGAGAAGAUUAUAUCAAAAACUUUAGUAGAAUUAAAAGAAGUAACAGAAAAUUGUGAUACAUUUGAACGACAAAAUUUUAAAUUACAACAAGAUUUAACAUUAGCAUUAGAAAGAUUAGAAGAAAUGACCGAUCAAGCUGAACGAUUUGCACAAGAAUCAUUAAAUUCUCAAAAACAAUUAGCAGAUUCAGAACAAAAACGAGAAGAAUUUCAAAUACAAGCACAAGAAACAAUUAAACAAUGGAAAGCUCGUACACAAAAACUUGAUAAAGAUAUUGAACGUUAUAAACUUGAUUCAACACAUAUGUCAGAAAAAAAUGAACAAUUAAUUAAAGAAAUCGAUAGUUAUAAAUUACAAAAUUUAACAUUAAAAGAACAAAUUAUGAAAAUUGAAACUGAUUUAAAUGAUUCAAAUAUAAAUUAUAAUCGAUUAGAAGAACAAUUUAAACGAAAUGAUACUGAUUUUCAAGCAAUUUGUUUAUCUCAAAAAGGAGAAAUUGCAACAUUAAAAAAAUCAGUAAAUGAGCUUUCAAGUCAAAUAUCGAUUCAACGACAACGUCUUAUUCAAAUUGAUAAAGACAAACACGAGCUUCAACAAUUAUUACAAGAAGAAAUGCAUCAACGAAAUAAUUCUGAAUCAAAAUUAAAACAAUAUGAACAAGAUAUAGAAAAAAUAAAUUUAUCUCGUUCACAAUUACAACAACAAAUUCAUGAACUUGACAAAGAACGAAAAGAUUUAUUACUAAAACUCAAAGAAAUUCAAUUUGAAAAAGAAUCAUUAUUAAAAGAAAAAACUAGAUUACUCGCAAUUGAAAAUGAAUAUCACGAAAUAAAAGUACAAUUAUCGGACGAAAGAACUCGAAUUAUGACUUUACAAAGAUAUGAAAUAGAACAUAAAAAAGAAAUUGAAAGACUUCAAGAUAAAUCAGCAAAAUAUGAAGAUGAAUCAAUUCAAGGACAACAUACAAUUGAAACAUUAUCAAGAGAUAUUCAUGAUAAAUCACGAUCGGUCACUGAGUUAGAAUCCAAAAUUAAUAAAUUGACUGUUGAAUUAACAAAUCAAAGAAAUGAAAAUCUAAAAAAAGAUGAUCAUUAUCAAAAUUCUCUUCAAAGUGUUUACAAUGAGAUUGUCUAUUGUACAAAAUGUUUAUCACAUGAUUCUACUCAACCAUUUAUUAUUGAACAUGCAAUAAUUCCUCGUGAUAAUAUUGACAUUUGGUUAAGUAAACUUAAAGCUCAUCUUGCUUGGUUUAAACAAGAAUUAGAAAUUCAUCGAGAACAAGAAAAUAAACUUCGUCAAGAUCUAAAUACUACAUUACAUGAUUGUGAAUCAGAUCGAACAUAUUUUGCAUCUGAAUUAGCUAAACGAGAAGCUAUUAUUAAUAAAAUAACAAAUAAUCAUCAAGAUUUUCAACAACAUAUUUUUGAUACAACAAAUGAAUAUACACAGUUUGGUAUUCAACUUGACUAUAAUAAACAUCGUUUAUUAACUGAAGAUCAAAGAGGUCAUAUUGAUGAUCGCUAUCGACAGUUUCAAAUAAUGAUUGAUUCUGUUAAGCAAGAAUUACAAACAGCAAAAGUACAACUAUCAGCUUAA